Molecule: messenger RNA, 4163 nt
Organism: Sorex fumeus (smoky shrew)
Lineage: Eukaryota; Metazoa; Chordata; Mammalia; Eulipotyphla; Soricidae
Gene: RAB3GAP1
Product: RAB3 GTPase activating protein catalytic subunit 1
Exons: 25
Coding region: 46-2991 (981 amino acids)
Biological process (GO): positive regulation of GTPase activity
Molecular function (GO): GTPase activator activity
Source: RefSeq, a predicted model, not a curated record
CUGGCUUUUCCCGGCAGCCCCCGCGGCCAGCUGGCGCUGUUCAAGAUGGCGGCCGACAGUGAGCCCGAGUCCGAGGUGUUUGAGAUCACGGACUUCACCACUGCCUCGGAAUGGGAGAGGUUUAUUUCUAAAGUUGAAGAAGUCUUGAAUGAUUGGAAACUGAUUGGAAACUCUUUGGGAAAACCACUUGAAAAGGGUAUAUUUACUUCUGGCACAUGGGAAGAAAAAUCAGAUGAAAUUUUCUUUGCUGACUUCAAAUUCUCAGUCACUCAUCAUUAUCUUGUACAAGAAUCCAGUGAUAAGGAAGAAGGGAAGGAUGAAUUAUUAGAAGAUGCUGUACCACAAGCUAUGCAAGAUUUGCUGUGUAUGAACAAUGACUUUCCUCCAAGAGCACAUUGCCUAGUAAGAUGGUACGGCCUUCGGGAGUUUGUGGUGAUAGCCCCUGCUGCCAACAGCGAUGCUGUUCUCAGUGAAUCCAAGUGCAACCUUCUUCUGAGUUCUGUGUCGAUUGCUUUGGGGAACACUGGCUGCCAGGUACCACUCUUCGUGCAGAUUCAUCACAAGUGGCGGAGAAUGUAUGUGGGAGAAUGCCAGGGUCCUGGUGUCCGAACUGAUUUUGAAAUGGUUCAUCUUCGCAAAGUACCAAAUCAGUAUACUCAUUUAUCAGGUCUGCUAGAUAUCUUCAAAUCUAAGAUUGGAUGUCCUUUAACUCCACUGCCUCCAGUUAGUAUUGCCAUUCGCUUUACCUAUGUACUUCAGGAUUGGCAGCAGUAUUUUUGGCCUCAGCAACCUCCAGAUAUAGAUGCCCUUGUAGGAGGAGAAGUUGGCGGCCUGGAGUUUGGCAAGUUACCUUUUGGUGCCUGUGAAGAUCCUAUUAGUGAACUCCAUUUAGCCACUACAUGGCCUAACCUGACUGAAGGUAUCAUUGUGGAUAAUGAUGUUUAUUCUGAUUUGGAUCCUCUCCAGGCUCCUCAUUGGUCUGUUAGAGUUCGAAAAGCUGAUAAUCCCCAGUGCUUGCUAGGUGAUUUUGUCACUGAAUUUUUUAAAAUUUGCCGUCGAAAGGAAUCAACUGAUGAGAUUCUUGGACGAUCCACAUUUGAGGAAGAAGGGAGAGACGUUGAUAUAUCUCAUGCUUUGUCAAAGUUGACAGAGCCAGCACCAGUUCCUAUUCAUAAAUUGUCAGUUUCAAACAUGGUACAUACUGCGAAGAAGAAAAUACGGAAACACAGAGGUGCAGAUGAGUCACCGCUGAAUAACGAUGUCCUUAACACCAUUCUUUUGUUCCUGUUCCCUGAUGCUGCUUCUGAGAAACCAUUAGAAGCACCCUUAACAGACAACAGUAAUCCUCCAUCAGAUGGCGAGGAAUACAAUCUCUACAAUCAGUUCAAAUCUGCACCCUCUGACAGUUUAACAUACAAAUUGGCUUUGUGCCUUUGCAUGAUCAAUUUCUACCAUGGAGGUUUGAAAGGAGUGGCACACCUCUGGCAGGAAUUUGUUCUUGAGAUGCGUUUCAGAUGGGAAAACAACUUUCUGAUUCCAGGGUUAGCCAGCGGACCCCCGGAUCUAAGAUGUUGUUUACUGCAUCAGAAACUACAGAUGUUAAAUUGUUGUAUUGAGAGAAAGAGGACUCGAGACGAAGGAAGAAAGACAGGUGCUUCAGAUAACCUUGCUCAAGCAUUCUCUGGGGAUGCUGCAAAAGAUAGUCUCAAAGACGCAGAUAAAGAAAAGGGAGAGGUGGGGAAGUCUUGGGAUUCUUGGAGUGACAGUGAAGAAGAAUUUUUUGAAUGCUUAAGCGAUACUGAAGAUCUUAAGGGAAAUGGACAAGAGGGUGGCAAGAAAGGAGGGCCGAAGGAGAUGGCAAACUUAAAGCCGGAAGGACGUCUCCGACAGCACGGGAAACUUACACUGCUACACAAUGGAGAACCUCUCUACAUUCCUAUUACCCAGGAGCCGGCACCUAUGACAGAAGAUCUGCUGGAAGAGCAGUCGGAGGUUCUCGCUAAAUUAGGCACAUCAGCAGAAGGGGCUCACCUCCGCGCGCGCAUGCAGAGUGCCUGUCUGCUCUCAGACAUGGAGUCUUUCAAGGCAGCUAAUCCAGGAUGUUAUCUAGAAGAUUUUGUGAGGUGGUACUCACCCCGGGAUUAUAUUGAAGAGGAAGUAGUUGAUGAAAAGGGGAAUGUAGUUUUGAAAGGAGAACUGAGCGCCAGAAUGAAGAUUCCAAGCAAUAUGUGGGUAGAAGCCUGGGAAACAGCUAAGCCAAUUCCUGCUAGAAGGCAAAGGAGACUCUUCGAUGACACGAGGGAAGCAGAAAAGGUGCUGCACUACCUGGCAGUCCAGAAACCCGCAGACCUUGCUCGGCACCUGUUACCGUGUGUGAUCCAUGCAUCCGUACUCAAGGUAAAGGAAGAAGAAAACCUGGAAAACAUUUCUUCAGUUAAGAAGAUUAUAAAGCAGAUAAUAUCCCAUUCCAGUAAAGUUUUGCACUUCCCCAAUCCAGAAGAUAAAAAGUUGGAAGAAAUCAUCCAUCAAAUUACUAAUGUGGAAGCGAUCAUUGCUAGAGCCCGCUCACUGAAGGCCAAGUUCGGGACUGAAAAAUGUGAGCAAGAGGAGGAAAAGGAAGAUCUUGAGAGGUUCGUGAGUUGCCUCUUGGAGCAGCCUGAAGUGUUAGUCAUUGGUGCAGGAAGAGGACAUGCUGGCAGGAUCAUCCACAAGCUGUUUGUCAAUGCCCAGCGGCUGACUGAAUCUUCUGAUGAGGCCGCCGCCCUGUCCCCGCCGGAGGAGGAGCUGAAGAGGCCGGGAGCACCCGAGGAGCGCAGGCCCAGUGCCGCGUCCGACUUCCCACCGCCUGCUGGCCGCGAGCUCCUGCUCCGCACGACGGUGCCCCGGCCCGCGCCCUACUCGCGGGCCCUGCCCCAGCGCAUGUACAGCGUACUCACCAAGGAGGACUUCCGCCUGGCCGGCGCCUUCUCCUCCGACACCUCCUUCUUCUGACCCCACGCGCCCUGUGGCCCCGAGGCCCGCUCAGUGCAACAGUCAAGCAUCAAAACCAGCACCCGGGGGAGAUUGCGGAACCAAGCCUGGGCUCCGGCACAGCCUUCUGCGGCGGGGCAGAUGGAAAGGGCUAGUGCCAUUGAGAGAUUUAAGUACCCCGCAACAGGUGACUCAGGGAGCAGGGCGAGGGACCGGGGACGCGACAGAAAAACCCAGCAGGGCUUGGAGGAUGCUCUGGUGGAAUUGUGUGUGCUUUCUCCUCUGCUAUGUCUCUUAGGCGACUGCCUUGCAUUGGUAGUCCGAGUGGACAUUUAAUUGUUGUAUUUCAUAGUAUCUAGUACGCGAACUAGAGUUGUCUAUCAAUUCCUAUUUUGGUGGGUAUUUUUGGUGGUAGCGUCUUGUCCCAGAAUCUGUCUGUGGUUUUUAAUACUAAAUGACACGGUUUAAUCGAUCACCUGUUGGGUCUUUUUAUUGUACCAAACCAACUAACUCUUGAUGCGAAUUUUGAAUAUUCUAGGAGAGAGCUGAGGGUUCCAGUAAGUUUUUAUGUUCUUUCCUGUGACUGUGAUUAGACAAAUGUAUUCCUUCUGAUAAAACUAUUCCAUAUUACCGCAAAUUAUUAUAUAAAUAUAAAAUGUUUUAUAUUGUAAGAUUUGCUUCUAUUAUUUUGGUUUGGGUUGCCAUGUAAAAAGAUAGCAACCCACAGGUGUCCUUCUCCCCUGUCCUGCAUGCAUUCUGUGUUUGGUGGUUGCUGGCUGGGAACUGUGUUUACUGUAGCCAAGGCAACACCUGCUGAAAGAUCACCCCGGUAUAUAGAGCUUAUCAUGCAGUUAGUAUAUAUGUACUAGUGCAAUGAAUUGAAGAUUAUUUCAUGGCCCUUUUUGCUUUUGUAUUUUAAUUUAAGAGAAAAUAAUUGAUGGAAUAUGUAACAGCCAGCUAAGGAUAGUAGCAACAUGAUUCUGUUUCUGUGAUGAACAAGAAUAGUGACAUCUUUCUUGCGAUGUGGCCUUUGUUUAGUAAUCUUAAGAUUUUCAGGUCCAAAAUUCCCACUUUGAUCCAGACUUAAAAAAUGGUUAUACCGUAACAUACAUCUCGCCUAUGUGACUUUAGUGCUGUGUAACCCUGUUACAUUAUUUUUGUAAAAAAUAAAAUAAAAGGUGUGUAUCCACAUG